Molecule: messenger RNA, 4385 nt
Organism: Teleopsis dalmanni
Lineage: Eukaryota; Metazoa; Arthropoda; Insecta; Diptera; Diopsidae
Exons: 15
Coding region: 300-4178 (1292 amino acids)
Source: RefSeq, a predicted model, not a curated record
AAAAUAUUUUACAAUAAUUAAUAUAAUUCUUUUGUAAAAAUUAAAGCACAACGAAUCAACCGGUUUCAUUACCCAAGGCUAUCAUUAUACGAAUCUCAUCACAAUCUCAUUAGUCGAUAUUUCGUAAUUACAAGAGGCCUAAAAAUGUGAACGAGCAGCAACAAAAACUUGGAUAAAAUUUUCGCUCACGAAAAAAAUUGAUUGUUAACCGACAGUCAACAGUGCGUUCCUGUUGACUACGCUUCGUUCGUUGUCAUAUUCAACUUGGCAACGAACAGCAUAUAUAGAAGUUUCUAAAGAUGUCUACUAUGCUUCCACUGUCGACAAGUGCGUCUGGUACUCAUUUGCGUCCACAAUCAUUAAUCGGACCGGAACGCGAACCUGUACAUUUUACCGUCAAUUUAGUCGGCGCACCACCAGAAGUCGAGCAGCUUGUGGAACAGAUCAAAACUGUAGCAGAACAAUUUCUCUAUCAUUGGAAAACUUUUCCAAUUGUGCUUCCACAGCCAUUGUCAGCCACAACGCUCGCCUUAACUGCUAGCAAUGCAACGAAUAGCGUUAGCAGCCGCAAGACGCGUCCCAUAAAUUUGCGCGACCUAUUUAUAGCGCCACCCUUUGAUGAGCUCGAUGCUGUUGCAUCCGAUGGUAAUGGCGAACCACGUCGUUUAACCAACUCACAGCUAAAAUCGUUGCGUGAGAAUGGCUUGCAAAAGGAUAAAUAUGGAAAACCGAAGAAAUUAACUUUGGAACAAUUGGAAACAAUACGUAAAAAUGGUGAAUUCGAUGUGCCGAGUCUUCAUUUUCCGGGACAAGUACACAAGUGGCGACUUUCACAACUACUUCAAAAGGGGACACUACGUGCAAACGAUUCAUUUCUCAGUGAUUUAGCUUUAGCCGCAAGGUUUGUGGUGGUAACAGCUCGGGCCCGAAUAUUUUCUCAUUUCUUUUCGGUAGUGCAUGCGAUCAAUGCUCUACUGGAUGGCAUAGUUAAAUUGUUCGAUAUGAUAAUUGGUGUGCCUGCUCUACUGGCCCAUAAUCUAGACUAUAAAAUUAAAGAGGAACGUUGUCGUUUUCUUAUAGCAGAAUUAGUAUGUCGCCCCGAGUUUGAGGAUUGUUUAGAUGGUCUAUGUUCUUUUGUGCGUAAAAUGCUGCGACGUGCCACAAUGGAGAAAUUUGAUUUUAAUAGUUGUGAAGUAACGCAACCAGUGCCAUAUCUCUUUUUGACUCCGAAAGGACAGGAAAUCGAUUUACGUCUAUUUUGUCGAGAUAUAAUGCGUAAAGCAUUACCUAUACUUAUAGGUAUAUUGGAACGCGAAACAAGGGGUUGGUUUUUACAUUUUCGAGAACGCUUAAUUGCUGAGUUAAGAGCUAAAAAAUUAAGCGAUACUGAAAUUGAAGAGGAAGUUAAUGAAGCUGUUAUGAAAGAAUAUCUACAACGGGUAUAUUCAUCAAUAUUAUCACAUCCGAAACUAGAAGAUCUUGGCACUGGAAUUCCCGAACUUUUAGUACAGCAAGCACAAUCUGUUGUAAUUAUGUACAAAGCAGUCGAUAAAGUGCAGAAGGAUAUUAAACGUUCACGUGAAGAUCAUCAGAAAUGCUUAGCUAAUGAUCAUUCUGUACUUUCACGAGUUGCUCCUUGGUUGCGCUCAAAAUUGCGUGCUGCUGAGGAGAGUAAAUUGAACAAAUCAGCUUGGUCGGCACACGAAGAAUCUCUAAAAAUGUGCACAAAACACAACCUACAUCAAACUGCCUAUUUUCUUAGUCGUGAUUUAGCUUUUAUGAAAGAACGUGAACCUGUACUAUUAAAGGAACUACAAAAUGCCAAAGCACCAACACGAAGUUUUCAAUGGGCAUGUCGUAUAUGGUCACCUAAUUCGUGGAUAAUACGACGUAAUUUUCAAGGGCAAUCCGAUGUAAUACCUACGGUAAUCAGUCAACAGGCUACGUCAAUUGUAACACCACGUUCAGAUCCCAGUCAACCGGUAUUUUUAGUCGAAAAAGAAAUUAUACGCACCACAAGCACACGUUGGCCAUUUUGGCGUUUGUUGAAUCUGAUGCAGCGAACUUGGUGUUGGACAUGGAAUAUGAUGUUUUUGCUCGGCAUACUUGUGCCCUGGUGUAGCCCUUUGGGUUUACGUGCACUCUUUUGUAUAAAGCCAUUUAUGCCUGAUUUGGAAUUAUCACAAAUUAACGGCACAUUAUUUCCUAGAAAAACUAGCAUAACGCAGACAAUGGCCUCACGUCUAAUAGAACUAUGGCGGCACAUAUCGAAGUCACGUACACAUUUCGAAACGGAACCGGAUACUGGCUUUAUUGGCAAAGGUUUAACGCGCAAUUUAAAUCGUGCUUGGAACUAUUUUGUAAAGGGUUUUCUUGGCACGAUAAUUAUUCUUUUUGCAUUUCCACUUAUAUGUUUGGCAACCAGUUCACUGAGUAUUUCAUUGGCUUUGACGGCACCGCUUUGGAUACCUAUAUUUACUCUUCUAUUGCAUAUAUAUAUGAUUUUGGUUUAUGACCUAGAUUGUCCGGAUAAUUCGCGAAAUCGAUAUUGUAUACUCUUAGAGGCUGUUAUAUGGAACAUGAUAAUACAAGGUCUACUACAACCAAUAGCCGCAGUAUUAGUUGCUACCAUAUUCUGGUCAUUAGCUUCAGGUCUAAUUUUAAUUGUUGGAGUUGCGCGUUAUUCCUUACGAUUGCUUUGGGACUCUCUAACUUUUCAUUUAUUUAUCAAAAAAUGUGGUCGUAUACCAGCUUCGGAUAGUAUUGCUGUCAAACGCAUAGCGGGUCCAGGGUUAGCACUUGAUUAUUAUUUUAUUAUUAGACCAGAACAAGCCUUAGCUGCCUUUGAGGCAAAAAUGGAAUUGGAUGAGUUACAAGCUUAUCAGCAUGCCAUGGAACGUAUUAUACUACAACCUCAAAAGGAUUUUAGUCAAUUUGUAGAGGCUUGCUUUGGUCCAUUUUCAGCACAGUUAUCUAAAGCUGGACCCUAUAUGGCAUUGGAUCGUGAAGCGCAUGAUUUAAUGAGUACACUACAUGAAAAAUUAGAGAAACGUAGGCGCGAACUGCAGACUUCUCUGACGACACAAGUAAAAACACGCAUUAAACUAAACACCAAGGAGUUAAAAAUUGCAAUACAACUAGCCGCCCAUAUAUUAGAAAAAUGUUAUCCGUCACACGUGAUUGCUAGAUUAUCUAUUAAUGAAGAAGAUUUUUGGGAUAAUAAGGGUCUUAGUGUAAAUGAUUGGCCUGGUUUGGCUGGUCUUAUAUAUACCGAAGUUUUUAGCUUAGAUUUUUUAACGCCUUUGACUGAAAACGAUACGCAUUUCAAAUUAGAACCACAUCCCUCGCUUGAUCUUACACGUUACACAGAGAUGGUACAAAAUGCUACAGAAGUUAUAGGUUCAAAAGGGUUAGAUUUAUUGGGUAAUGUUUAUGCGCCUCGCGGUAACGUGCAAGUACAUUUACCAUUUUUAGAAGUAACAGCAUUCAAUCCACGUUCUAGAAUAACACUGACUUUUAGAAAGCCAGAGAAGAGAGAUAUGUCUGUUGGUCUAACAACACCACGUGUACGUGCCCAUCGUGCUCAGCACACAAAAACACCAGAACCACAAAAACCAUGGCGUCCAUGGAAGAAAAAAAUAGAUGAAAAAAGUAUAACUGAAAAAUUAUUAAUACCAUUGCCAGUACCGCACCCAGUGCAUAUCGCCAUUGCUAUACAUAAUCGGGAUAGUGAGAAUCCAAUACCACUUGAUUCGGAAUUAGUAUGGGAGAUAUUAAAAUCAAUUGAGGAUUGUCAAAACGGUGAUUUUAUGGCUGUGCAAUCUGUGGCGCGUUACCGAGGCGCCAUAACAGAGUCGAGUAACGACUCAUUAGCUUCAAGCAGUAGCAUUGGGAGUACACGAGAUUCUGCUGGUUCAGCUUCUGGUUCUGCAGUUGGCAAUGGUACUGAAACUUUACCCUGUGUGAAUCGGGAGGUCUGCACUCAAGUCAAAGUAGCUGAUGAGCCAAUGCAACCGUCGUCUGGCUUCCAUUGGACACUUAGUAACUGGGGAGCUGCGCAAACUGCUCGUCGGCGCACUAAUUCCAAUGUGCGAGUGGAUCUAGCCAGUCCCGAAGAUAUAUCUUUAGAUACGGAUAGUUCACGUGCUGUGUUCAAUGCAUACGGUACAACGGUUUAAUAUUAACAGUUUAUUAGUUAGUGUAUCUAACCAAAAGCUAUUUUCAAUUUCAUGCAUAAUUUUAACGAAAAAAAAAAAAUUUAAAUUAUUUUUUUUUAAUUUUGAAUUUAUACAUUUUUAAAAAGUUACAAAAUAUGUUGAAACAAAUCAAAUUCAUUAGGAGUUUAGCAAUAUAAUGGUUUUUAAACAAGUUUAGAUUUAAAAUUU